GGGAGCGGGGAGGACGCGGCCCCGGCUGAGCGGUCUGCAGCCCCGCUUUCUCUGCCUUGCAGGUCAGCACUGGACAUAUGAGGGUGAGAGCAGAGCCCAAAGCCCACCGUCAUCCCUUUCACACUGGGACCUCUUCACCUGCCAGGAAGACUUAUGUCGAGCCCACAUGGUCAAGACCAUUGGCCAGCCUCUUACCCUGAGUGUGGAAGCAAUGCCCAGUCCCCCAUCAAUAUCCAGACAGACAGUGUGACUUUUGACCCUGAGCUGCCCACUCUGCAGCCCCAUGGAUAUGACCAGCCUGGCACUGAGCCCUUGGACCUGCACAAUAAUGGCCACACAGUGCAACUCUCUCUACCCCCUACCAUGUAUCUGGAGGGAUUUCCCCAAAAAUAUGUAGCUGCCCAGCUCCACCUGCACUGGGGUGAGACAGGAUCCCUGGGGGGAUCAGAGCACCAGAUCAACAGUGAAGCCACAGCUGCAGAGCUCCACAUUGUACAUUAUGAUUCAGAUUCCUAUGGCAGCUUGAGUGAGGCCGCUCCAAUGCCUCAGGGCCUGGCUGUCUUGGGCAUUCUCAUUGAGGCUAGUCAGCAACCCACUGUGACCAUUUGUUCUGUAUGUGAACGUCUUACUCCAAAUGUGGACCUAUUCCAAACUCUCCCUUUCCAGGUGGGUGAGACUAAGAAUCCAGCUUAUGAACACAUUCUGAGUCACUUGCAUGAAAUUAGGAAUAAAGAUCAGAAGACCUCAGUGCCUCCCUUCAACGUGGGAGAGCUGCUCCCCCAGCGGCUGGACCAGUUCUUCCGCUACAACGGCUCACUCACCACCCCACCCUGCUACCAGAGUGUGCUCUGGACAGUAUUCAACCGAAAGGCUCAGAUUUCCAUGGGACAGCUGGAAGAGCUUCAGGAGACAUUGUUCUCCACAGAAGAGGAGCCCUCGAGGCCCCUGGUACGGAACUACCGAGCCCCCCAGCCUCUCAAUCAGCGGACAGUCUUUACUUCUUUCAUCCAAGUGGGAUCCGUGUAUACCACAGGCGAAAUGCUGAGUCUAGGAGUGGGAAUCUUGGUCUGCUGUCUCUGCCUUCUGCUGGCUGUUUAUUUCAUCGCUAGAAAGAUUCGGAAGAAGAGGCUAGGAAACCGGAAAAGCGUGGUCUUCACCUCAGCACGAGCCACAGAGGCAUAGACUCCUUCUUGGACAUCAUGGAUGCCUUCCCCUCAUGCCAAUCAGGGAGCUUCUAAAAUGAGGGGCAGGGACUGGCCAGAAAAUACUGUAGAAGUAGUGGGCAGACACCCCUCCUUCCUCCAGACAGCCCCUCCCGAGAGGCAUGGACAGGCUCUCAUUCAAGGAGUAACAGCAGAGCCCACGGCCUCUCAAAUCAUAUAGAUCAGGACCAUCCCCACAUUGACAACGCAAAGGGCAAAUUGUGUUUAUUAGCAGGGGAAGUUGGGGAUGCGCCCCAAAGUCCUCUAUCCCCUUGCCUUUAUGUCCCUUUCCCUACAUGUCGUGCAGAUUCUCCCCUUAGGAAAAAGAGUUGCUGCUGUUGGGGUUAUAUUUUUUUGCUCAAUAUAUCUGGAAAUUAAAGUUUCUAACCCCACCCCUGGCCUUACCUUUGGGGCUCUUGAGAGGAGUUCCUUAAUCCCUCAGGUGGCAGAGGUGUGCAAAGGACAGGGGAAAAGAAGCAGGGGUGAAAAACUCUUUUUACCCCAGUCCUGCGAAGGGAGGUCCACUUCUGGAAAAUGCUUAACCCAAAGUUUCUGACAUAUGAGACCACCAGCCCAGGUUU
Prionailurus viverrinus (fishing cat) is the source of this 1783-nucleotide messenger RNA. It is a transcript of the gene CA14, whose product is annotated as carbonic anhydrase 14. The coding region runs from base 154 to 1182 and encodes 342 amino acids. Gene Ontology annotation, cellular component: plasma membrane. The transcript is spliced from 10 exons. The record is from RefSeq and is a predicted model, not a curated record. Lineage: Eukaryota; Metazoa; Chordata; Mammalia; Carnivora; Felidae. Gene Ontology annotation, molecular function: carbonate dehydratase activity; zinc ion binding.